This is a messenger RNA of Merops nubicus (carmine bee-eater), 2821 nucleotides long. RefSeq names its product mutS homolog 2 (gene MSH2). The transcript has 15 exons. Gene Ontology annotation, cellular component: nucleus; MutSalpha complex. The record is from RefSeq and is a predicted model, not a curated record. The annotation marks the transcript as partial. Gene Ontology annotation, biological process: mitotic recombination; mismatch repair; somatic recombination of immunoglobulin genes involved in immune response. NCBI's taxonomy places the organism in Eukaryota, Metazoa, Chordata, Aves, Coraciiformes, Meropidae. Gene Ontology annotation, molecular function: mismatched DNA binding; ATP binding; ATP-dependent DNA damage sensor activity.
GAACUCAGAAGCUAGAAAGCGUUGUGCUUAGUAAAAUGAACUUUGAAUCUUUUGUGAGAGAUCUGCUUCUGGUUCGUCAUUACAGAGUUGAAGUUUACAAGAACAAAGCAGGGAGUAAAUCAACCAAAGAAAAUGACUGGUAUUUAGCAUACAAGGGAUCUCCAGGAAAUCUUGCCCAGUUUGAGGAAGUUCUCUUUGCCAACAAUGACAUGUCAACAGCCAUUGGGGUUGUGGGGGUUAAGCUGUCUACUGCUGAUGGGCAAAGAAUAGUAGGAGUGGGGUAUGUCGACACUACGCUGAGAAAAUUGAGUGUCUGUGAGUUUCCAGAUAAUGAUCAGUUCUCAAACCUGGAAGCUCUACUGGUUCAGCUAGGACCAAAGGAGUGUGUGCUACCAGGAGGAGAGACUGCUGGAGAGAUGGGAAAGCUACGACAAGUCAUUCAAAGGGGAGGAAUCCUGAUUACAGACAGGAAGAAGGCAGAUUUCACAACAAAAGAUAUUGUUCAGGAUCUCAAUCGUUUGUUAAAAUCAAAAAAAGAAGAACAAAUGAAUAGUGCAGCAUUGCCAGAGAUGGAAAAGCAGGUUGCUAUUUUGUCCUUGUCGGCCAUUAUCAAGUUUUUAGAGUUGCUGUCAGAUGAAUCUAAUUUUGGGCAAUUUGAACUGACUACUUUUGAUCUUAGUCAAUAUAUGGUUCUAGAUAAUGCAGCUGUUCAAGCCCUCAACCUUUUUCAGAGUUCUGUGGAAAAUGCUAACACUGCACAGUCUCUAGCUGGUUUACUAAAUAAAUGCAGAACUCCUCAAGGACAGAGACUAGUUAAUCAGUGGAUCAAACAACCACUUAUGGACAAGAAUAGAAUUGAAGAAAGGUUGAAUUUGGUUGAAGCUUUUGUGGUGGAUCCAGAACUCCGCCAGUGCCUUCAGGAAGAUCUCUUGCGUCGCUUUCCAGAUCUUAAUCGGCUGGCAAAGAAAUUUCAGAGACAAGCAGCAAACUUACAGGACUGUUACCGAAUGUAUCAGGCUAUUAAUCAACUGCCUAAUGUUGUGCAAGCAUUAGAAAAACAUGAAGGAGCUCACCAGAUGUUGUUGUUGGCAGUGUUUAUAACACCUCUUAAUGAUAUCUACUCUGACUUCUCAAAGUUUCUGGAGAUGAUAGAAACAACAUUGGACAUGGAUAAGGUCGAGAAUCAUGAAUUUCUUGUCAAAGCUUCUUUUGAUCCUAAUUUGACAGAAUUAAGAGAGAAGAUGAAUGAACUGGAAGAAGAAAUGCAGUCCAUUUUGAAGAGUGCAGCCAAAGAACUAGGUUUGGAAGCUGGCAAAAGUAUCAAACUGGAGACAAAUUCACAGUUUGGACAUCACUUUCGAAUAACCUGCAAGGAGGAAAAAGUUCUCCGUAACAAUUCAAAAUACACAAUAGUUGAUACACAGAAGAAUGGUGUGAAGUUUACUAACAGCAAGCUGAGCUCCGUCAAUGAGGAAUAUAUAAAGAACAGAGAAGAGUAUGAAGAGGCUCAGGAUGCAAUUGUUAAGGAAAUCAUUAACAUUGCUUCAGGCUAUGCAGAACCAAUACAGACAAUGAAUGAUGUGAUAGCUCAGUUAGAUGCAAUUGUCAGCUUUGCCCACGUGUCCAAUGGAGCACCAGUGCCAUAUGUCCGUCCUGUCAUUCUGGAAAAAGGACAAGGAAGGAUUGUGCUGAAAGGUGCCCGGCAUCCUUGCAUCGAAGUGCAAGAUGAGGUGGCCUUCAUCCCCAAUGACAUUACAUUUGAGAAGGGCAAGCAGAUGUUCCACAUUAUUACUGGUCCUAACAUGGGGGGGAAAUCAACCUACAUCCGACAGACGGGGGUGAUUGUUCUCAUGGCCCAAAUUGGGUGUUUUGUACCAUGCGACUCUGCGGAAAUAACCAUUGUGGAUUGUAUCCUGGCUCGGGUGGGAGCUGGGGACAGCCAGCUGAAAGGUGUGUCAACUUUCAUGGCUGAAAUGUUAGAAACUGCUUCAAUCCUUAGGACGGCAUCCGAAAACUCCCUGAUAAUAAUUGAUGAGCUGGGAAGAGGAACUUCUACUUAUGAUGGCUUUGGUUUAGCAUGGGCUAUUUCAGAAUACAUUGCCAGCAAAAUCUGUGCUUUCUGUAUGUUUGCUACACACUUCCAUGAACUGACAGCUCUUGCUGACCAAGUGCCAACAGUAAAUAACCUGCAUGUUACUGCUCUGACCAGCGACGACACGCUGACGAUGCUUUAUCGUGUCAAGGAAGGUGUUUGUGACCAGAGUUUUGGAAUACAUGUAGCAGAGUUGGCGGCUUUCCCAAAACAUGUGAUAGAAAGUGCAAGAGAGAAAGCAUUGGAGCUGGAGGAGUUUCAAAACAUUGGCAAGUCCAAGGAAUCUGAAGGAGAACCACCAGCCAAGAAAGUCUACAGAGAAAGAGAGGAAGGUGAAAAGAUAAUUCAGGAUUUUCUUUGUCAAGUGAAAGCAUUGCCCCUGACAGACAUGUCAGAAGAAGACAUCAAAAUCAAGCUGAAACAGCUGAGAAAUGAUGUGUUGGCAAAGAACAACGGUUUUGUGAAUGAAAUCAUUUCCCGAACAAAAGUUACAUCCUGAAAGGUGUGAGAAUAGGAUACAGCUCUUUUUUGCAUUGCAGGAACUACCAUUUUCUUGUCUUGUAGCUUUUAUACUUUAUGAUACUUGUACUGAUUUAUGUAGGCAUUUUUUUCCUUGGAUUGUAAUUACUUUGUAAAGAAUGCUGAGCACAAUUUAUGCAAGAUUCUUGCUCCAGUUGCGAUGAUUGUGUUCUUUUAGUAGUUUUCAAUAAAACGCUUUUUCAAUAUUGA